UAAGUGGCAACACUGACAAAAACCAAAAGUCAAAACAAAUUUCCUGUUGCAACUGCCUAAAUGCCAAUACAUCUACAACAGAAUAGUGUUAUAUAGCAAUUCUAACAAAGUUUACGAUACACUAAUUAAAUAAAACAACACAAAGAUGAGUCGUAAAGAAGCUUUAUCAUCCUUCAUCCAACAAAUCCACGGCCGCCCGGUAGUAGUGAAGUUGAACAGCGGCGUUGAUUACAGAGGUGUCCUUGCCUGUCUCGACGGUUAUAUGAACAUAGCUUUAGAACAGACCGAAGAGUAUGUGAAUGGACAGCUCAAAAACAAAUAUGGUGAUGCUUUUAUAAGAGGCAACAAUGUUUUAUAUAUUAGCACGCAAAAGAGAAGAAUGUGACAUUAAGUUUGUAUUAAAUUAUUAAAUGUUCCGUUAUUGUUUAUUUGACUAAAGCCUAAUAAAAUACUUGGUAUAAGAAACUACUGUAACUAAAAUAAAUCAACAAAUCAAUUGGAACUGCCUGGUAAAAAACAUAUUAAAUAUAAAUAUUUGAAGACCAAGUCUAAUUUUUAUUCUGUACUGUGUAAAGUGUAGUUAUUAUGCAAAUCAUAUUUAAUUUCUUUUACGUUUUCUGUAACAUAGUUUUGAAACUUAUAAAAAUAUAAAGAUUAUUAUUAUUUCGCUGGCACAGAAUAGACAUGCACCUUUCCAUACACCUGUAAAAAAGGAGUUUGUAAUUAAUUUUUGAUGUAGAACUUAAUUUAUUUGCAUGGCAUAGUCAUCAGGCAAAUGUGAUUGAUCUGUAUUAAAAUACUUUAUAAAAUCAUAAACAAUAUUUGUUUAUUUGGUAGUAAUCAUCUAUGAGUAUGAAAUGGUAUAAAAAUCGAAUUCCUACAAAUCAUAGAAUGAAUGUUAAUUUUUGAUUUCACUUAAUUAUGAUUAUAUAAUAUUUAGUGCAUAAUUUAAAUUAAAAUUUGUAUAUAACUGUAUAUACAGUACUAAUGUUUAAUUAUCCAAAAUAACUAAAUAGCAUUGUUUGCAUCUGUUACUGAACACAUUAAAAAAAAACAAAAAUAUGAUGUAAUAAAAUUAUCCCUAAAAAGAUAAUUUUUUGCCAUAGUUACAUUGAUUCAUAAGUUUGGUUUUCUACUGUCUUUUAAUUAAUUCAUACAACAUGAUUGUUUUUACUAUAUCUUAUAGUCAUACAUAAAAUAAAUGUUUCCUAUGUACAUUUAGUAUUCAUUGAUGAACAUACUAUGUGUUAUCAAAAUGGAUUUACGAAAAUUUUACCUUUUAAUAGUUUUGACAUUUACAUAUAAGGAAAUAAAAUUGAUGACUGCA
Manduca sexta (tobacco hornworm) is the source of this 1327-nucleotide messenger RNA. Its product is annotated as U6 snRNA-associated Sm-like protein LSm6. Gene Ontology annotation, molecular function: RNA binding. The transcript is spliced from 2 exons. Gene Ontology annotation, cellular component: U4/U6 x U5 tri-snRNP complex; P-body; sno(s)RNA-containing ribonucleoprotein complex. The coding region runs from base 146 to 385 and encodes 79 amino acids. The record is from RefSeq and is a predicted model, not a curated record. Gene Ontology annotation, biological process: mRNA splicing, via spliceosome; maturation of SSU-rRNA. NCBI's taxonomy places the organism in Eukaryota, Metazoa, Arthropoda, Insecta, Lepidoptera, Sphingidae.